This is a messenger RNA of Meira miltonrushii, 1049 nucleotides long. RefSeq lists its product as uncharacterized. The record is from RefSeq and is a predicted model, not a curated record. Lineage: Eukaryota; Fungi; Basidiomycota; Exobasidiomycetes; Exobasidiales; Brachybasidiaceae. The transcript is spliced from 2 exons. The coding region runs from base 315 to 1049 and encodes 244 amino acids.
AUUGAUGGGAUGGGCAUCUUCGGGAGAUUAUAUGCAAGGAACGUUUUUGAAAUUUAGAACGAGAGAAGAUGCUAUUCAUUUUUGUGAAAAGCAAAAUUGGCCUUAUUAUAUUCAAACACCUCAUAAAGCAAGAAUUGGUCCAAAAUCAUAUGCGGCCAACUAUAGUUACUCGCCGGGUAAAUUACGUGUUCAUCACACGAAAUAAUUAUACGACACCUUGUACGUUUUCUAGAAUGAGACGAGUAGAAUAUUGACUCUUUGGCCGUAAGAGGAAGUGUGACUUAUUCCUGAAAGCCUUUUAUAGGUAUGCAAAAAUGGGCCUUAGCACAUACUUCAGUCUUCUUCUGAAUCAGACAAAGGCGCGGCGCAAUAAAGUGUUUGGUAUACAUCCUUUGUCUUCCCUUUGUCACCGUGGAAUUCCGAUCAUGUCUUUGAGCAAACGUAGUGCUUCUUUACUACUUCGCAUCUCACCAUCUUUCCUUAACUUGGCCACAAUCACAGUCCUAUCAAUCACACUAGUCCAAGCUUUCGAAAAGACAGAUCCAGGUAGAAGAUGGAAAGAAUGGUUGACUGCUCUAAGCGAGCAACCAACGAAAUUAGACAAAUGGGAAGAUGAUUAUAUCAUGGAGCGUUUAAAGAAUCAUCAAACUUAUUUUUCCGAUUUAGACUUUCAAACGGAAUCGGAGUCAUCGGAUGAAGGAGAUACCGUUAGCGAACCAAGUCCGAGUAGCAGUCAAGAACUAGCUGCAGGUCGCUAUAAGCUCAAGCUGUCUCUACAACGUAGUGUAUCUUUACCAAAUAUUCCCCAUUCUCCUGCUAAAGAUGUCGAAAAUAAUAAACGGGCAAGAGUACGAAUUAAGACAAGCUCACACGUUCAGCCAUCUGUCGUUCCGGAUAAUUUGAAAGAACCUUCUUCUUCUGUUCCGGCUGAAUCAAGCGCUGAUCCUAUUUCAGCAGAGAAUUCAUUUUCUGAUAUAAGCAUGUUACAACUUUCAUAUAUAGAAGCACAAAACCCAUGGACUAUUGUAGACCGCAGACCCAAGCAAUGA